AUGGCAGAACAGCUACCACUCUUGAUUUUCCAGACCAUCGUGGGAUGCCUAGGCAUCUGUGGCAACUGUUUAGUGUGUGUUGUGAUCAUCAAAGUCCAUUUCAUGCACACUAUCACCAACGCUUUCAUCUUCAACCAAGCCCUGAUUGAUUUCCUUGGAUCCCUUGUGCUUUUUCUAAGCAGUGUGAUACCCAUCCCGGACCUACUCCCUCCUGGGGCUGGAGGAGUAAUUCUCUGUAGACUAUGGGUGUCAGGUUUCUUCUUAUGGGGUCUGUUCUGUGCAUCAACCUAUAAUCUUUUAGCCCUUACCCUUGAGAGGUACCUAGCCAUUGUGUUCCCCUUCAAAUACCAAAGAUUUGCAACUCUUACGAAUGUCAUUCUGACUGUAAUGUGUGUUUGGAUCUGUGGUUUUGUGUUUAAUUUGUACGCUGUGUUUAUCAAUUACUAUGAAAAUUUGGAGUGCAAACGAAAAUCACUGAAGCAUCCAGAGAUUUUGGUUAUUUCAAUGAACUUUAUCGUUUACUUCAUACCAAUGACUGUCAUGCUGGUUGUCUACAUCCACAUUACACUCGUCUUGAAGAAAGGAGCUGCAAGACUUGGUCCUGCACCAGCAGUUCAGCCAUCUUGGAGUGGAGGUGGAGCUAUCAAUGACCAGAGAGAGUCCUUGAUGAGAGCUAGACGUAACACCUUCAAGACCCUUCUGAUUGUGUUUAUUGCCUUCACUGUUUGCUGGACACCAAAUGUUGUAAUUUAUUCACUCUUCUACCUUGGAGUGGCUGUUGACUUUUCAUCUGCUAUUUACCUCAUCACAGUUGCCAUGGUUGCUGCAAACGGUUGUCUGAAUCCAUUCAUUUAUGCCAUUAAGUACAAACAGUUUAGAAAGGCACUCAAGACAUUGUUUGGCCGACAAAACCAGAUUCCUGAGAACUCACUUGCAACACCUACCAAUCCCGGCUAG
Molecule: messenger RNA, 957 nt
Organism: Asterias rubens (European starfish)
Lineage: Eukaryota; Metazoa; Echinodermata; Asteroidea; Forcipulatida; Asteriidae
Product: melanopsin-like
Exons: 1
Coding region: 1-957 (318 amino acids)
Biological process (GO): G protein-coupled receptor signaling pathway
Cellular component (GO): membrane
Molecular function (GO): G protein-coupled receptor activity
Source: RefSeq, a predicted model, not a curated record